AUGGGAGACCUUUAUAUGGAUGAGUUCGGUGAAAACUUUGGAAUCGAUGAGUUCGCGGAAGAGGAGGAAGACUUUGGAGACUUUGAAGAGUCGGAGCUCCAAAGGGUGGCGGACGUCGACAUAAUAACAGACCCAAUCGAAUAUAAAACACAGGUUGAUAGUGCCCACAGAAUCACUACUCCGUACCUAACCAAGUACGAAAAGGCGAGAAUUAUUGGCACGAGGGCACUGCAAAUUAGUCUGAACGCGCCGAUCACGAUUCCGCUGGACGGAGCGGCGGACAUGAACGAGGAGAACGUCGCGUCGCUCGGGGACUUCGGAGAUACGCAGACCGCGGCCAUCGACCCGCUAAUCAUCGCCGAAAAGGAGCUGUACCAGAAGACAAUCCCCUUCAUAAUAAGAAGGUACCUGCCCAACGGGAGCUACGAGGACUGGAAGAUAGAGGAGCUUAUAAUUGAUUGA
Theileria orientalis strain Shintoku is the source of this 462-nucleotide messenger RNA. RefSeq names its product RNA polymerase common subunit. The record is from RefSeq and is a predicted model, not a curated record. Gene Ontology annotation, molecular function: DNA binding; DNA-directed RNA polymerase activity. The transcript is spliced from 2 exons. Gene Ontology annotation, biological process: DNA-templated transcription. NCBI's taxonomy places the organism in Eukaryota, Apicomplexa, Aconoidasida, Piroplasmida, Theileriidae. Bases 1 to 462 code for a protein of 153 amino acids. Gene Ontology annotation, cellular component: RNA polymerase III complex; RNA polymerase I complex; RNA polymerase II, core complex.